Molecule: messenger RNA, 630 nt
Organism: Penicillium brasilianum
Lineage: Eukaryota; Fungi; Ascomycota; Eurotiomycetes; Eurotiales; Aspergillaceae
Source: the annotation of a GenBank genome assembly
AUGAGUACAUUGACCAAGAAUCAAGCUACGGAACUACAUAAGUCUAUGAUAGGCUAUCUGUCAUUGCUCAAUGCAUCGAAAUGCGUUGCCGUCUUACAAGAAGAACUCAAUUUAAAAGAUGCUUUCCCGAAAGACAAAGUCAAAACGUACGCGCGGAUAUUGGAGCGAAAAUGGACGAAAGUCUCCAUGCUUCAAAAACAGAUUAUAAGGCUGGAGUUAGAAAGAGAUCGUCUACGGUCGCAGCUAGAACCCGCUUCAAAAGCCAUGACACGCCCAAAUCGAGAUGCGGAUAAAUGGCUUCCCAGUGACCCAACCUAUACAUUGGAGUCCCAUAGAGGGGCCAUCACAUGCAUUGCUUUCCAUCCGGUAUACUCUUUCUUAGCAUCUGGAUCGGAGGACCACACCAUCAAAAUCUGGGAGUGUGAGGUUGGCGAACUCGAGAGAACAAUUAAGGGACAUUCCCAAAGCGUGACAGACCUUGACUUCGGUGGCCAGAAGGGCAACGUACUCCUCGCAUCAAGCUCGGAUGAUCUCACGAUCAAAAUCUGGGAUCCAAACAACAACUAUGCUCACGUGAAAAUCGUCUCGUUUCAGCUAGUCGAGACGCAUCGAUUCGCAUAUGGGAUGUAG